Molecule: messenger RNA, 2159 nt
Organism: Symsagittifera roscoffensis
Lineage: Eukaryota; Metazoa; Xenacoelomorpha; Acoela; Convolutidae
Product: argininosuccinate synthase-like
Exons: 10
Coding region: 39-1352 (437 amino acids)
Biological process (GO): urea cycle; L-arginine biosynthetic process
Cellular component (GO): cytoplasm
Molecular function (GO): argininosuccinate synthase activity; ATP binding
Source: RefSeq, a predicted model, not a curated record
UAAUGUUGUAUUUUCAGAUCUGAAAUAAAUUUGCCGAGAUGUCUGUCACUUUUGACGAUAUAAAAAAGGAAAUCGGUUCUGGAGAUAUGGGCAAAAAAGUACUCCUCGCAUAUUCCGGUGGUUUGGACACAUCAUGCAUCGCGGUUUGGUUGAAGGAACAAGGCUUUGAAGUCAUCUGCUAUCUGGCCGAUGUCGGACAAAGAGAAGAUUUCGAUGCUGUGCGAAAGAAGGCCAAGGAAAUCGGCGUCUCCAAGUUGGUGAUUGCUGAUCUGAAGGAGGAGUUUGUGAGUGAGUUCAUCUGGAUGGCGAUCAAGAGUGGGGCCCUUUACGAGGACAGGUACAUGAUGGGGACCUCCUUCGCCAGGCCAUGCAUAGGUAGGAAGAUGAUCGAGGUAGCCAUGGAGGAGGACGCAGAAUACAUCUCACAUGGAGCCACUGGAAAGGGCAAUGACCAGAACAGAUUUGAGCUGGCGGCAUAUGCUCUGAACCCGGACGUGAAGGUGGUGGCCCCCUGGAGAAUGCCGGAGUUCUUCAACCGGUUCCAGGGCAGACUGGACCUGAUGAAAUAUGCGGGGGAGAAGGGCAUCCCGGUGGACUCCACUCCAUCGGAGCCAUACUCAAUCGACGACAACAUAAUGCACAUCAGCAUGGAAUCCGGAAUACUAGAAAAACCCCAUGAAGAGCCCCCGCUUUCCACAUACAGAUACACGACGAAUCCCCUUGAGGCGCCGGACAAACCGACCAAAUUAGAGAUCGAGUUCUCACAAGGUAUUCCGAUCAAAGUGGUUAAUUUGGCAGAACCAGAGAAGGUUUACGACAAGCCUCUGGAUCUGUUCAUGUAUUUGAAUGAAGUGGGCGGCAAGAACGCAAUCGGAAGGGUGGACAUCGUCGAAAACAGAUUCAUCGGCAUGAAAUCCAGGGGAGUGUACGAGACACCUGCAGCCACUAUUCUGUACCAUGCGCACUUGGACCUGGAACUGUUCUGUGUGGACAAAGAAGUCUACAGGAUCAAGUCUUUCCUCAGUGCCAAAUUCGCCGAACAGGUCUAUAACGGUUUCUGGUACAGCCCCGAGUGUGAGUUUGUGCGACACUGCAUUGACAAGACACAAGAGGUGGUGGAGGGGAAAGUUAGAGUGAUGUUGUACAAAGGGGGAUGUCACAUCCUAGGCAGAGAGUCCCCCCUCAGUGUGUACAACGAGAGUCUAGUGAGUAUGGAUGUGAAGGGAGACUACGAACCGAGUGACGCCGACGGAUUCAUCAAGAUCAACGCACUCAGACUCAGGGAAUACUGCAGAAUUGCGAGGAAAUGUGAUAAACUGCAGCAAGUGGGAUUGAGGCCAGUGAAGAAGUGAAACACAGACACAAAAGGAGAUAUAUUUAAAUAGAGAGAUAGAAAUAACGAGAACAGAACAGAACAUCACGAGGACUCAUCUCACACGAAAAUUAAUGCCAACCACCGGACGAUUAAACAUCUCGAAACAUCUCAACUAAUGCAGAACAGACAACAUCAGAAAGUAAAAAAGGAAGAAUGCAAUAUUAGUCAUGGACGGGAGACAAGAAAGACACCAAGACGAGUUAAAGCUAAAUUGAAUGCAAGAAUCAUGCUGAAAUCAGAAACUUUUUUUAAGGGAUGAAGAAAAUCGCAGUUGUAUUACCCAUAGUCGCAGUGAUAAUCGUUGUUUAGAACUCCUAUGUAAAAUGCCCUGCUUCCUAAUUAUAAUGCUAAUUAUUAAUUACUAAUCAAUACUCAACAGAAUAUUCUGCGGCGGAGCCGCUCUAUUAUGUACUUUGUAAAUGCCUAUAAUCAUUGUAUCCUUUCAUUAAGCUGAGCUUAAAACUCGUUUAGAUAUCAAGUUUUGAUGUUUGGUUUUCAGUUUGUUUGAUGUUAUUGAAGAUCUAAUUUUUUUGUUUGUUUGACGGACUAUUUAGUCAUCGAAUUUGUUCGUUUUUGCCGAAACGUGCUUUGUAUGUGCUAUUUACUUGAAGUAGUCGCCUUUAUAUGGGUAGCUUACUCACCAGCCCCGUGCAUAAAGUGUAGUUUGAAGGUUGUAUUUUAUUUAGAUCUCGCUCGCCAAUCAAUCCAGGUGAUGUAUGUCUGUAAUCUUCUGAUUUUGUUGGAUCUUGUAUUCUUAGCCCUCGAAUAUAUCUGCAUUCCUUUC